Messenger RNA from Austrofundulus limnaeus, 1413 nucleotides. RefSeq names its product inosine-uridine preferring nucleoside hydrolase. The record is from RefSeq and is a predicted model, not a curated record. Lineage: Eukaryota; Metazoa; Chordata; Actinopteri; Cyprinodontiformes; Rivulidae. Gene Ontology annotation, molecular function: hydrolase activity, hydrolyzing N-glycosyl compounds.
GAAGAAAAAUAUUUGCGGGCUUUGCGGCGGAAAAAAAGAAGAAGAGAAUAGAUCUGCAGGUUGUGUGAUAUGUCGAGUAUUUUUCUAUUUUCUGUGGCGCUUCGAUGUGUCAGAGCAACGAGAMACAGUUUGAAGACUCUGCAACAGGUUAAAAGUAUUUCACAGCAGAUGACAACGCGGAGUAAAAAGAGGAGACUGACACCGGAUAAGCAGACGGGACAGAGGCACGCUGAGCAACAGAAAGAUUUUCAGACCAAGCAGGAGAAAAGACGUGGACUGCGGCGUGGACGAUGCUCAGGCCAUCAUGUUGGCGCUGGCCRCUCCAAACGUGAAGCUUCUGGGAGUCACCUGCGUACACGGAAACACUGCAGUGGAGAAUGUGUGCAAGAAUGCUCUGCGGGUCCUGCAGGCCUGCGACCAGCUGGAGAUUCCAGUGUUUAAAGGUGCUGAUAAGCCCAUCCUUGGCAACACUCGCAGUGCGGGACACUUCCACGGUCAGGACGGUCUGGGAGAUGCUCCUGACCCCAAUGCUCCUGGUCUGGAUCUGCUUCAGAAGGAGGACGCUGUGUCUGCUAUAAUCAGGAUCGUUAACGAGAAUCCAGGAGAGGUGUCUCUGGUUGCCACAGCCCCUCUCACCAACCUGGCUUUAGCUGUGAGGAUGGAUCCAUCUCUGCCCAGCAAACUGCGAGGGCUUUACAUCAUGGGAGGCAACACUGAGUCUCGAGGAAACACCACAGUGUGUGGGGAGUUUAACUUCACUGCUGAUCCAGAAGCUGCGUACAUCGUGCUGAAUGAUUACCAGUGUCCCACCUACUUGGCCUGCUGGGAGUUUACCUGCUAUAACAAGCUGCCCUGGGACUUCUGUGACGCCUGGUUGGCACAGGACAGCCAUAAAGCUCGCUUCAUGGCGCAGAUCUUCCGCCACAGCAUCGAGGCGUCUAAAACUGAACACUUUGAGAGAGAGUUCUUGGCCGGCAGCGGUCUUAUUUCCUGUGACUCGUACGCCAUGGCGGCUGCUGUGGACGACUCGUUCAUCUUAGAAAGCGAUCAUUACCCAGUUAGCGUGGAGCUGACGGGCACUCACACCAGAGGAAUGAUGGUAGUGGACACUGUGGGGUUUCUGAAAAAAAUUACUCACAAGGUUUUCAUCAUAAAGAAGGUGGAUAUGGAGAAGUUUAAGCAGAUGAUGAUGGCUGCUUUAAAAUAACCAGGCAGGAGUUUGUCAUUUCUUUGGGAUAUUAGUAUUUUUAGUGCUAUAACGAAUGUGCUGCUAUAAAAUUAGAAUUAGACUCCUUAUUGCACAUUUACCUCAACUUUGUGAUGACUCCAUCAUACACAACAAAUAAUCCACACCACUUCUUCCUUUCAGCUCUACCAACUGAGCCACAACUAAUAAAAUACAYUGAAAACUUA